Messenger RNA from Grammomys surdaster, 785 nucleotides. RefSeq names its product eotaxin. Gene Ontology annotation, cellular component: extracellular region. Gene Ontology annotation, molecular function: chemokine activity; CCR chemokine receptor binding. The record is from RefSeq and is a predicted model, not a curated record. Gene Ontology annotation, biological process: immune response; monocyte chemotaxis; positive regulation of ERK1 and ERK2 cascade. NCBI's taxonomy places the organism in Eukaryota, Metazoa, Chordata, Mammalia, Rodentia, Muridae. The coding region runs from base 71 to 364 and encodes 97 amino acids. The transcript has 3 exons.
GCAGAGAGGCAAGGCCAGCACAGAAUCUGCCAACUUUCACUGAAGCCAGCUCUCUCUCCCUUUCUCCACCAUGAGGAUCUCUGCCACACUUCUGUGCCUGCUGCUCACAGCCGCUGCUUUCACCAUCCACGUGUGGGCCCAACCAGAUGGGCCCAAUCUAUCCACGUGCUGCUUUGUCAAGAAACAAAAGAUCCCCAAGAAGUAUCUCAAGAGCUACAGAAAGAUCACCAGUAGUCGGUGUCCCUGGGAAGCUGUUGUCUUCCAGACCAAGAAGGGCAUGGAAGUCUGUGCUGAAGCUCAUCAGAAGUGGGUCGAGGAGGCCAUAGCAUACUUAGACAUGAAAACCCCAACGUCAAAGCCUUGAAGACAUGUGCCUGAACAGAAACCAACAUAGGAGCCAAGAAGCAAAAUUCCUCCUCCUUUCUGAGAACUGUGCUGAAAUGGGUUGAUUAUGGUCCUAAGAAAUAGGAGCUGUCUGUAGGAAUGUGAAAUGGUCAUGCCUAAAGAAUGUUCUUUAAGUUAUUGAUAUUUUUAUUUAAUCUGCCAUGUACUUUGAAUGUAAAGCCCUGGAGGCCUCAUGUCACUUUAAUGUUGUGUUCCCUGCAGUUCCCUGCCCCGCCCCAUUUACUUUCCUCCUGUCCUAUGUAUGGAGGGGAUUUGCAAGAAUCAGUGAAAAGAUUUUAUUUAAAAACUUUUAGGAUAAAAUCAUAAUGUCAUGAUACUGUGGGAUUUUUUUAAAUGUAUGACUACUGAAGUUUCAUAUAAAAAUCUAUUUUUACACAAAA